CCUUUCAGUUCCUUCCCCAUUCCGUCUGCCGCCGUCCUCAUCGUCAUGCGAGGACAAGCUCCCUUUCUCUUUCUCUCUCUAUCUGUCUCUAUAUCUCAUCCCCUUCUUACGCGCUCCCUCCUUAUCUUAUUCCCCUACGCUUUCUUCACGUACUACUCUUUCCUCUCACACUGCUUUUAUUUGCGCUCUUGUUGUAGACGCGUCAAAGGAGCGUUGUUGCGUAGUUGCGUAGUUGCGUAGUUUUCUCGUUUCGUAGUUUCGUAGUUUCGUCUUCAUGCGGUCAAGUCC
Molecule: messenger RNA, 288 nt
Organism: Gamsiella multidivaricata
Lineage: Eukaryota; Fungi; Mortierellomycota; Mortierellomycetes; Mortierellales; Mortierellaceae
Exons: 2
Coding region: 46-240 (64 amino acids)
Source: RefSeq, a predicted model, not a curated record